AUGGAGGGUGCGGCGCCGAAGCUUUUGCAGGCCCAGCAGGCCAGAGACUUGUACAUCGUGCUGGAGAAUGUCUUCGCUGAGAUGGAAGUUGAUUGGGCAGCUGUUCGUGAAGACGAGGACAGCCAGAUCGUACAGUUGACGGAGAACAGCAUCUGCUGUGUCAACAUCAGUGAUUGGGAUUCGAAUCAAACGAGGCUACCCGAGAUACAGGCCCUGAAGGAUUUGAUCGUUACCUUGCCGGGUUUCGAGGUCUCGAAAGAAGUCGAGGCCGGUGACAGCGACGAGGGCCUUGCUGUCAAUGCGACUGGUGAAGAUUCCGAGGGCGAAGGUCAGGAAGAUGAUGAGGAGGCGGGUUUUGCAGCAGCUGCGAGAGCCCGGCAAGGCUACGGAUACCAAGGAGUCUUGCCCUUCUACGAGAUCGAAUGCAAAGGAGUCUGCCCCGGCUACGACAUCGGAUGCAAAGGACUUCAACCAUUCAAGGCUCUGGAUCCCGAGGAAGCUGCAAGCCUGCUUGAGGCUCAGCAGAACAUGAAAGCCGAGAUCAGAAACGAGAACAAGAGAAAGGCUGCAGCCAAGUGUGGGGAGACCAAACCCAUGGCCGCCGAUCCCGCGAAGAAGCCCAAGCAGUCCAAGGACGACGAUCUACUCAGAGUAUAA
Molecule: messenger RNA, 657 nt
Organism: Symbiodinium necroappetens
Lineage: Eukaryota; Dinophyceae; Suessiales; Symbiodiniaceae
Source: the annotation of a GenBank genome assembly